Drosophila albomicans is the source of this 691-nucleotide messenger RNA. RefSeq lists its product as uncharacterized. The coding region runs from base 69 to 539 and encodes 156 amino acids. The record is from RefSeq and is a predicted model, not a curated record. Lineage: Eukaryota; Metazoa; Arthropoda; Insecta; Diptera; Drosophilidae. The transcript is spliced from 2 exons.
CAGCAGCAGAAGCAGCAGCAACAACUACUCCAAGAAGAACAUCAGUAGCAGCAGGAACAGUUGAAGAGAUGCAAUCGAUACGACGUCUGGUUCUUUUCGGUCUCCUGGCCGUGCUUGGCGCCUGUGCCUACGCUAAGCCUCAUGGCUGGAGCAGCGGUGGUGGAAGCGGUGGCUGGUCAUCUGGAGGCAGCUCCUCCGGCUGGCCAAGCGGCGGCGGUGGUGGCUGGAGCAGCGGAGGCGGCGGCGGUGGCUGGAAGAGCGGCGGAGGAGGCGGCUGGAGCUCUUCGGGCGGCGGCAGUGGUUGGAAUCUUGGCGGCGGCGGCGGUGGCUGGAAAUCGGGUGGAGGCGGCGGCGGCGGCGGCUGGUCGAGCGCCUUGUCUGGCCUCUCCGGCUGGAAGUCGCAGGCAUUGUCUAGCCUGAGCAGUGGCUGGCAAUCAGGCGGCGGCGGUGGCGGCUGGAAGUCCGGAGGAGGCGGCGGUGGCUGGAAAUCUGGCGGCGGUGGCGGAUCGAGUGGCUGGUCUUCCGGAUGGAGCUGGUAGAAUUCUCAGGGGAUGACGAAACCAAACGCGACGACAUUACUCAAAAUCGGAACGCAACCUGCAACUGUACAUAGAACAUAUAACAAUUCUCCCAUUUUUUUUUUGUCUGCCUUAAUUGUUAAUCCGCCAAUAAAUCUUUACAAUGUAAUGUA